CCUUAAAGGUCUGUGUCUGUUACUGGUGGUUGUAAUAACUGUUUACGCCAUUCGGAUAAACGCGGAACGGAGAAGCAAUGAUCUUGAUCAUGACCUGCUAAGACAACUACUUGAGCGGAUGGAUGAAAAGGAUGAGGUCUUAAACAUGCUUAAAAAAGAAUGGACGAAAAGACACGGAAAUUCAUGGAUUACAACAAACUCUUAAACAACAUGAGGAAAACAUAAACAAUCUAAACAAAGUCGUGGGACAUAUGCAGCGUGUAAAUAAGCAACUCAAGAAAUCGUUUUCGAAAUGUGCCAAAAAUGUAAAAUCGUUUCUCCAAGGUGGUCACACAUUAGAAGAAGUUAAUCAAUAUAAAACGGUUUUGAGUUUAUCAAAAACAAACAUCAUCAAAGACAGUUUCAAUGACGUGGAUCCACAAUUUAACAGGUCAAUAUCUGAAGACAUCGGAAUGGUGAAAAGAUUUCUACUUACAUUUCCAAAUAAACAUGAAACAAUCGGACCAAAUGUUCGGCAACAAUCUGGGAGACGUCAAAUUAAAACUGAUUUGGUUACGUUCUUUGCUACGCUGAAUAAACCAGUCACGAACCUUGGUGUUGAACAAAACGUGCUGUUCGAUAAUGUCAUAACUUACAUCGGCUCGGCAUAUAAUCAGCAUGUUGGAGCAUUGUUUGCACCCGUUUCCGGUGAGUAUAUCUUGAUGUCAACCAUGAUGUCAUUGGACGGACAUUUCAACGGAUUUCGAUUGGUUCGCAAUGGAAUUCUUAUAUGUAACUUUUUGGCUGCCGGUGGUGACGGCCAUGCCGAUACAACUUCUGGUAGCUCUGUACUUUACCUAGACAAGGGCGACGUGAUAGCCAUGCAAAACAUGUAUCCUUCAGAGAACGUCCAAGGGAUUCAUUAUUCCUUCUUCUCUGGAUUUCUUUUGAAAGAAAUAGAUAUUUCUAUUGCGGGUUAAGUUUGUGUCAGCAUUAAAAUGUAACCGAAUACAGCCCGUAUGGUGACACGUGGUAUGUCGCCCCCACUGUUAAUAAAGUGAAGAACACGU
Dreissena polymorpha is the source of this 1049-nucleotide messenger RNA. RefSeq lists its product as uncharacterized. The coding region runs from base 252 to 959 and encodes 235 amino acids. The transcript has 2 exons. The record is from RefSeq and is a predicted model, not a curated record. NCBI's taxonomy places the organism in Eukaryota, Metazoa, Mollusca, Bivalvia, Myida, Dreissenidae. Gene Ontology annotation, molecular function: protein binding.